CCGACCAAUACUACAGCUACAGGGCCGGGCCUUCUGAUUUUAGACAACAUCGCCCUUACACCCAAAUGUCAUGAAAUUUUCAGGAAAUGUGUUUUAUGGCCUCAUAAUUAUUGCAGACCAUCCCAUCUUCUCCACGGCAACAACUUAACUCAGUAAUGAUGUAUGGGAAUCGUUACUCCAUGAUGUGGACUAACACAAAGAAUUGGAAACAUGAUAAAGAAAUGGUUCAAAAAGUACGAGAAUUCCAAGAGCAAAACAUCUUGUGUGACUUGACAUUAUGCUCUGAUGGAUUUCAAGUUGAUGUCCAUAAAAUCGUUCUUGCAGCUGUGAGCGAUUAUUUCAAAGUAAUGCUCACAUCCAACAUGUUGGAAUCACGACAAAGAGUGAUAGAAUUAAAGGCCUUGACUUCCGUUGGUCUCAGUGCUGUUGUGGAAUUUGCCUAUAACGGAGCAGUGAAUCUCUCAAUGGGGAACCUGGCUGAUGUCCUUGGUGCUGCCUCCCAUUGUUUAAUGAUGGAACUAGUUUCAAAAUGUACGUCAUUCAUGUCGACCAUACCACUAACUUGUGACAACUGUGUGACUCUCCUGAAUCUUGCCAAUAUGUACUCCGUGAACUUAGUCAGUCAAACGGCACGUAGCUUCUUCUAUAGGAAUUACAAAGAAAUUUAUGAAAAGAAAUUAUUCACAAACUUAUCCGUUGACAACUUGUACAUUAUUCUGACAGGUUCUCUGACGAUGAUUCAGGCUCCGCGGGAGAUGGACUUAUUCAAACUCUUGAUUGACUGGGUCCACUGCAGCAGUGAAAGGGAAGAAUACCUGUCAAAGCUAAUGCAGAACAUUAAGUUCCCUCUGAUGUCUAUGGAGGAAUUAGAAAGUCCUCAGGUCGUAACCGAGAUACAGAAAUGCUCACGCGAAAUCAAACGCUACAUGAUCGAAGCCAAAAAAUAUCACAAAAAUGUUGAGCGCCAGCCACAGUUCCAGAUGAAAAGUAAACCUGAUUAUGAACUCCGCUCUAGUGUGCCGACUCUGGUCACGUGUAAUGGGACUGAUCUUCGUUACAUUGAUAUUACCUCCGGUGAGACUGGCUGUCUGCGUGACUUGCCCUGUAAUGUUUAUGAUGCAAGCAUAUGUUGUGUGAAUAACUUUCUCUAUGUCUGUGGUGGGGCGACGAAUGUCGAUCUUUCACUUGAUGUGGACCCUAGCGGAGUAUCAUCGAGAUGUUUCUGGUAUAACCCACGUGUGGAUGUCUGGUGCCAGAUGAAGCCCAUGAAACAAGCACGCAAACAUUUUGCACUCGUCGCAUUGAAUGAUGGAUUCUAUGCGAUUGGUGGUUGCAAGGAUGAUGGUGAGGCUAUGGUGUCUGUGGAGAACUUCUCAGUCUUGAAGAACCGUUGGUGUCCAAGUACACAUCUGCCGUUUGCCUUACAGAGACAUGCGGGUCAGCAAUUACAAGGAAAUCUUUACGUUUCAGGUGGAAUGCGUAAUGGGACGUGCAAUAGCUCCUCCAACCUCAUGUGCCUGGAUGUCUCACAACGCAACUCAUCUUGGACACAGAAAGCUCGCAUGAUGUACGACAGACGUGACCACACCAUGGUGCAGAUGUCCGCCAAACUCUAUGUCGUCGGUGGAAUCAAAACAUACGAAUUUAACAAAGACGGACCAAACCGCUGUAUUGAAGAUUAUCAACAAAUUGAGAGCUAUGACCCGGAAGUUGACCAGUGGACGAUGUGCAAGAAGUUAAUGCCACCGAGUCUAACCUCUGUUGCCGCUGUUGUGUGUCAAGGUCACUUGUUUACCAUGGGCAAUGUGAAAACAGUCAUCCCCGAGGUCUGGUGGACUUACAUUAGAAAGAUCGAACCAUUGAACUCGAUUGGUGCUGCAGCGAUACACGAGUGUUUCAUUUACCGCGGUCACGACCUUGGCAAGAAGUUGAGGGACGUUUCCCGCCAUAACUGUGGGUUGUUGGAGCUGCCACAAGACAUGCAUGGUCGGCGAGUAACAGCUGCUGAACCAUUUGUAGUAAAACGUAAACGGGACGUUUGUAGUGCAAGCAAUAGUGAUUAUCAUUUCUUCACAGCACCAGGCUACCCAGGGGCAAUGGGGCGGAAAAAAAUGCUAGACUAGGAGGAGCAUAAAGUUGAUGACUCUGUGAUGAACCAGUGUUCAGAAAUGUUCUUGUUCUUCUUGCACCUGGUUUAUAUGAUCAGAUGAUCUAUGCGAAUAUGAAGAUGACAUUGUCAGUUCACUAACUGCCUCACUAUAAAGAUCAGUCGUUACCUUUUGCAUUGAUCAAUGAAGUGCUGUCAGUGAUGCGGCUCAUUCCUAGACGCGGCACACCUUUUCCAAACAAGUUAUUGGGAAUUUUCUGGUUGUUUCUUGUGCAACAAGAAUAAAGCUGUUUAACUUUUUU
Molecule: messenger RNA, 2409 nt
Organism: Lineus longissimus
Lineage: Eukaryota; Metazoa; Nemertea; Pilidiophora; Heteronemertea; Lineidae
Product: kelch-like protein 15
Exons: 3
Coding region: 156-2123 (655 amino acids)
Molecular function (GO): protein binding
Source: RefSeq, a predicted model, not a curated record